AAUAUCAUCCCUCCAGAUCCACACUGACACACACACACACGCACUGUACCCACAACUUCUUGUUUUGUCAGACUGUACAGCUCCGCGCACAGGACAGCCGCGGUGGAUGUCUGUACGCGCGGCGGCAGUUGAGUGAAUGGCUUGAGAAAAGGUUGAUGCGAGAGGAAGAGGGCGGUCAAAGUGUGACGCCUAACAGUGUGCCUUUCUCUGCCAACGGUUUCACUCCAAGUCAUCGCCUGUUAGACUGCGUCUCAAGUGUAAUUUGUCGUUCGGGUCACAGCUCCCGCCACAGGACACGCAUGCUUGAAAAGACCUCCGCGCACUUGAUGCCCGCUUUGGUGAUGCCAUGCCCCGGAACCACAGCGGAGACGAAGGCGGCACCGGGCUCUGGAUGAGAACAUCGCCGGGGCAUCGUAACGAAGGCUACGGCUCGAAAGAUGUGGAGUCCGGACGAAGGAUGAUGAACAACGCGGGAGACGGUUUGCUGUCCACCUCCACGGCAGCAGGUGCUGCCGGGUCCGAGAGCCUGAGGGGGAAGCAGGGAGCCCGGCUCAGCCUGCUGGGGAAGCCGCUCAUAUACAGCGCCCAGAGCGGCCGGAGAAACGUGCGCUACCGGCGGCUGCAAAACUACCUGUACAACGUGCUGGAGAGACCGAGAACAUGGGCGUUCAUUUAUCAUGCUUUUGUGUUCAUCUUGGUGUUCAGCUGCCUGGUCCUCUCUGUGUUCUCAACCAUCCCGCCUCAUCAGGACUACUCCUCCUACUGUCUCCUUAUUCUGGAGUUUGUGAUGAUUGUGGUAUUUGGGUUGGAGUACAUCAUCCGUAUCUGGUCGGCAGGAUGCUGCUGUCGCUACAGAGGAUGGCAGGGACGACUCCGCUUUGCCAGGAAGCCUUUCUGCGUCAUAGACAUCAUUGUGCUGAUAGCGUCUGUGGCGGUGGUGUCGGCGGGUAGCCAGGGCAACAUCUUCGCCACCUCGGUCCUGCGGAGCCUGCGUUUCCUGCAGAUCCUACGCAUGGUGCGAAUGGACCGAAGAGGAGGCACCUGGAAGCUGCUGGGCUCUGUGGUCUACGCACACAGCAAGGAGCUGGUAACCGCCUGGUACAUUGGCUUCUUGGUUCUCAUCUUCUCUUCAUUCCUCGUCUACCUCGUGGAAAACAAGUUCAACAAGGACUUUGCUACCUACGCAGAUGCCUUGUGGUGGGGCACGAUUACCCUGACAACCAUCGGCUAUGGGGACAAGACACCAAAGACAUGGACAGGGCGGAUGCUGUCGGCAGGGUUUGCCCUACUGGGCAUCUCGUUCUUUGCCUUGCCAGCGGGUAUUCUGGGGUCAGGCUUUGCCCUGAAGGUCCAGGAGCAGCACAGACAGAAGCACUUUGAGAAAAGGAGAAACCCAGCCGCCUACCUCAUCCAGUGUGUUUGGCGUAGUUAUGCGGCUGAUGAGAACUCGGUUUCCAUUGCUACCUGGAAGCCUCACUUGAAGGCGUUGCAUACCUGCAGCCCUACAAAGAAGGAGCAGGGAGAGUCGACCACAAGUAAAAUUCAUAGUAAUAAACAGAAGCUACUGAGGAGGCGUUCCACUCGGAAACAUAGUCAGAAGUUGAGUUUCAAGGAGCGGGUGAGGUUGGCGAGCCCCCGAGGUCAGAGCAUCAAGAACAGGCAGACGUCUUCAGUGAACGACCGGCGGUCUCCGGUGGCUGAGGCUGGGACAGAGGGCACCAGCCCUGCCAAGGUACAGAAGAGCUGGAGCUUCAACGACCGCACACGCUUCAGACCUUCACUCCGCCUUAAGAGCCAGUCGCGCUCCACCACUGAUGCAGCAGACUCCAACAUUGCAGGGGAGGAUGGCUUUGAUGAGAAGGGCUGUCACUGCGAGAUUUCGAUGGAAGACUUGCUGCCCUCAGUCAAGUCUGUCAUUAGAGCUGUCAGGAUAAUGAAGUUCCAUGUAGCCAAGAAGAAGUUUAAGGAGACACUGCGUCCUUAUGAUGUCAAGGACGUGAUCGAACAGUACUCUGCCGGUCACUUGGACAUGCUGUGUCGCAUCAAGAGCCUGCAGACCAGGCUGGACAUGAUUGUAGGCCCGAGCAGCCGAGCCAAGACCUUUUCCUUCCCCUCCCUGCCCUUAUCUAACAGCCAGGGCAAAAAGAACGCCACUCAGGGAGUGGACCAAAUCCUUGGGAAAGGCCAGAUCCCUCUGGAUAAGAAGAUUCGGGAGAAGCUGCUGUCUGAUGGAGAUAUUUUAGAGGACGUGAGCAUGCUGGGUCGUGUCUGUAAGGUGGAGCGGCAGGUCCAGUCGAUUGAGUCGAAGCUCGACUCCUUGCUCGACAUCUAUCGGCAGGUUUUGCGUAAAGGCUCGUCUUCAGCCCUCACCCUCUCCUCUUUGCCCCUGUUCGAGCUGGAACAAACCUCUGACUACCACUCCUCCGUCUUCAGCAAGGACCUGUCCUGCUCCACCCAGGUCAGCAGCAGCGGAGCGCCUCCCCCUGGUGGCUGUGUCACACGCUCCUCCACCAACUCCCAGCUCUCCCAGGGAGGACUCCAUCUCAUCCUGGCACCGCCCAACGAGCUCAACCUCAAUGCCUCCUCUUCCACGCCUCCCUCCGGCCUUGCAUCCUCAUGUUUUAGCCCGUCACCACUGCGUCAUCCCCACCAUCAUCACCACCAUUAUCACCCCCACCAUCAUCACUCCCAGGCUCAGGCCACCACACCUGAAAGUGGCACCGAUGAGGCUGUGGGAAGCUCUCCACCCAUCCUCACCCCAAACAGUAUCAGCAGUUGCAGUGGCGGAGGAGCCGGAGACAGAGGGUUUCCUCUUCUGGCGAGGCUUCCACCACCACCCCCUCCCAGCCGAAGCGGGGGCCCGAACAACUUGCCACGAGCGACUUCCACAGAAGUGCCCCCCGACAUGGAGGACUUUUGUGGAGGUUUAGGGAUGCAGAUGGAGGACAGCAGUGUUGGGGAGGACCUGGGCCUUGGGUUAGGGCUGGGAAGACUUGGGCGGCAGCUGCACGGCAGCACCAAUAGCAAUGGCAAGCUAAACCCUAAGGAGGAGGGCUCCUGGAGGAGACAUAUGAGCCUGGAGCUGCAGUCCCUGGUGCCUCCAGCCCUGGGCUGCUGCUCAGGCCCCAGCCAGAUGGACCGAGGCUUGGGCAAAUCCAUGUCAGUGCAGGACCUGAUGCAUGCUUCGGGGACUGUCCAGGACACCCACCACAGCCACAGCCUGUCAUCUCCAAGCCCCAGUACAGGCAGUGACUCCCCCAUUGGCUUCCACAGCUGUAGCCAAGACCCUGGGGGAGGAGGCGGUAUAGGAAGGAGUAGUGGAGGUGGUUGGGGCGAGGAAGACCUCUUUAUCAGCGACAGGGACAUAGAGGCGCAGGGAUUUGACUUCCUGUCUCUGGGGACUGCUGAGGCCCACACCUACUCCUCCGAGCUCCUGAGGACAGGGAGCAGGGCAGGGGCAGGGUCCCAGGGCUCCAAUCGUAGCCUGGCCAGCGGUCACGCAUCCUCGCCCUCUGCUGGCAGCACCGAAUUGCUGAACAUGCCACACGUACGGCUAAAAUAAAUUUGCCUACAUGUACAUGCAAAUCUCACCUCACGAAGACGGUUUUUAUCUUUUUGGAGGGGUGUGGGAUAUAACAAUGGGUCCUUUUUUUGUUUAUUUUCUUGUUGAUCCAUUUGAUAAGAAUCACAGUAUUUUCAUACAGGCUGAUGACAAGACAUAUCAUUGCAUGAGUUACUUGUUGUUUUAAAGAAUGAUUGCCAAAUCUGAGAUGAAGGCUUGUGUAAUGGGAACACAGACCCCCAAAAGCUGAGACUUUGCCAUUAAAAAAAGCCAACUAAACUUGGUCCUGAAAGACAGUUUGACUAUAUGUGACCUAGAGACACAGCAUGAGUAUUGCAUGUUUUCAAAGGUACUGAGAUUAGCAAGAUACGGUUUACACUUAACAAAGUAGAAAGGCAUGAACACCAAGCCAGAACACCACUCACAACCGUUGUAAUUAAUGGGGAAAAAAAUGGGUCUUAAUACUUAAACUGCGUGGCCAUGUAAACAAAAUCCUUCCUGUCUCUCUAAUCACAUGACAGGCCUCCAUAGUGAAGUGAAUGUUACCUCACCAUAGCCAAACUUUUCAUUUUCCAUUCUUGUUACUAUAUUUAUUUUUCCCCCAUCAUUUUAGAAAACCUGAUAACCUCCCGAAGUUUCUUUAAUAAUCUUUAAAUUAUAUGAAUUACUAUCCUCAACCAAAAAUUAAAAACAAAAUACCACACACAAGGACCAUAACGAUGUGUAUUUGUUGAGUUUUGGCUCCUAAACUACGGGUCUUGUGUACUUGCCAAUUUUGCUGACCAUUUUCAAAUGCGGGUAGAUUUUUUUAACGUAUUCUUUUUACAGUUUCUGGCAUCGGGUUGCUAUUAUUUCCAUACCGUAAAUCCAUUAGCAGACUCCUGAAAUGUGCUUGAGUUAUGUAAUCCGUCACAGUGAACAACGGGUGAUUUUUGCCAAUGCUACAUGGUCAUUGUGUGGUUAUGCAGUUUAGCUUUGAAAAAUGCAUUGCAUUACCUCAUAACAAUAAACAAACAGAAACUACUUGAAUUAGAAGCAAGUCUGAAAAGUCAGGUAACUGAUUUGUAUAUCAUAAUGCCAACAUUAGACAAAAUAUGACGAUACAUGUCCAUUUUGUUGCAAGGGAUCUUAGGAGCAGUUGUUUGUUUUUCAGAUCAAUUAUUCAUGGAAACACAUCUUGAAUGUCAUUUCUUGGUUUAAAAAACUGUUUGAUAUUUUGAUAUUUUUGCAUCUUAGCAAAGAGCUUUGUUUUGGUCGGGAACAGAUACACUGAAAGAAAUGUUCACAAAUUUAACUUUGUAUUUGCAUUUGGCUUUUUGCCACCCUAUUUUUACAUGAAAGGAAGAUAUUUAAAUCAUGGUUACUGUCUACUUUUUUCAUAAUGUGGGAUUAUAUUUGCAUCCUUGAAGUGGGCUUGCUGCAGAAUGUAUUGCUUAUUUCAUUACUAAUAUGAGCAGAACAUCUAUUGCUGCUUGAACUGCUGAGCAGUGACAUCAAAAUGAGAAACGACCAACUUCCUCUUCCCGUUGCAUGGUACAGAAUCAGGUGCAUCAGGUAAGAUGAAGUGCUUCUCUCUAAGUAUAGGAAAAUAAUGAGAGCGCCACAAGAUGCAGGUAGAUACUACCCAUAUAGCAUCCAAAGCCUCAGAGGUGAAUGAUCACACUUAGCUAGCAGUACCUCAAUGAAUUCUGAAAUCCAGUAUCAAAGACUACAUUACAUGUGAAGGAGGUUUUGGGUCAGUUUGCUUUAAAGAAGUGGAUUUUAAUUUCCUUCAUAUACUUAAGUAUAUUUUGCAUGAAGAGGUUGCCAUAUCCAAACCUAUCUAUAACUGAAAAUGAAUGCCAUGCCAUUUAGACAAAUCACUAGUUAAGGUUCCAACUGAUUGCAUCUGAAUUUAAAAAAGACCCCAGUUGAAAUGAAGUCUACAAAAUGUGCAGUACAUGCAGUAUAUCGGUGCCUUGCAUUUGUGGUACAUAUUGAUCUCCAUAUCUACAAUCCUGAAAAGUGCAUUAGGUUCUGCCAAACAGAAAUAGUUGCACUGUCUUCAUUUUUCUCUCCUUGCAAAUGUUCUGACUUGAGGCAUUUUACGUUUUGUUUUGUUUUUUAAUUCAGAGAUCAUUUUGCUACUGGGCAUAAAACGGGCCUUUGACAUGUUAACAUUCUGUCACGUUUCUUUUAACUUAUUUAAAUUAUGUGCACAUAUUUACGCACUAGUAAUAAUCUCAGUUAGAUUUAUGAAGCCUGUAAUGUAAUGAAAAUGCAGAUGAACUUUUAUUCUCAUUCAACAAUAAAGGACAUUGUAUGAA
Messenger RNA from Micropterus salmoides (largemouth bass), 5868 nucleotides. RefSeq names its product potassium voltage-gated channel subfamily KQT member 5-like. NCBI's taxonomy places the organism in Eukaryota, Metazoa, Chordata, Actinopteri, Centrarchiformes, Centrarchidae. The transcript has 16 exons. Gene Ontology annotation, biological process: transmembrane transport; potassium ion transport. Gene Ontology annotation, molecular function: voltage-gated potassium channel activity. The record is from RefSeq and is a predicted model, not a curated record. Bases 347 to 3562 code for a protein of 1071 amino acids. Gene Ontology annotation, cellular component: membrane.